This is a messenger RNA of Adineta ricciae, 4197 nucleotides long. NCBI's taxonomy places the organism in Eukaryota, Metazoa, Rotifera, Eurotatoria, Adinetida, Adinetidae. The record is from the annotation of a GenBank genome assembly.
AUGGUGGAGAAGGUAUCGUUUGUAAAAAGCAUUUUCGUUACGUUCUCGAUUUUUCAAAUUGUUUGCGCACGGCCCUUCGGAGAAAAUGGUGACGAUUCAUCGAGUGAUAGUCUCUUUGAUGAUUAUGAAAUGGUGUCUAAUCAGCAUAGAAUAUCAGAUGAUCUUCGAUUGAGAUUGACAAACAUUUAUCCUGGGAAUACGUGUCCUAUUGCCGAAUUGUAUCAUACGAUCGUUAACAGUGGCCAGAGAGAUACUUCUUAUUAUUGCCGGUUCCAUCGAGAAAUUACGAAUUAUUUUAGUAAUCGAUUAUUCGUUGGCGAACUGACAGAAGAGAAGACAAUCAACAGAGUAGAAGUAUUGUUUUAUGAUGAAUCGAAUCAAGCUGUCUUAGAUCCAUAUGGUAGUCUAAUUCGAUACAUAUCCAGUGCAGACGAUCUGGGACAUACUUUGGAAUUACUCGAAUUACAAUUUUCAUUUACGUAUAUUGAAUUUGUGUUAACAUUACAAUCUGACGCUGUAUUUAAUAGACAAAACCUUUUCUUCCAUUUUUCACAUUCAAUAUCAGAAAACGAUGUAACUGGAAGAAUUAUUGGACCAACGCUGUACCUUCUCGGCCCAAGAAAACCCAUCUACACCGUAACGACGACCUGUCCAGUUGAUAUAAGAUGUGUGUGGCUGUUAGCACAUCAAAUUAUUUUCAAUGGGCCCGAUACGUCUGUCGCUUUAGAUUGUACUGAAAACCAUAUUGGCAAUGCAGUAUUAUCUUAUGUGAGUAUCAUCAACGGCAUUCAACAAAUCCUAGCAUCACUUUCAAUACAAGUAUGCAAAAAAUGCGCAAAGACUUCCCUUGCCCAUACCGAACAUAACACCUUGUAUUUACAAGCUACUAUAGAUUUACUUCUUCUCUUCCGACCACAACCCUAUCUCAUUCACAAUUUUCAUCUAACCAUCCCUUUUUCUAAAGAUAAACGAACAACAACCAGCACAUUGCCUUCAAUCACCACUUACAAUACCACAUUUUCCAAUAUACCACCCACCCUGACCACUAGUCAGGACUCAUACGCGACUACAUUAUACUCUACCGUCGCAGCAAACAAAUACACCACUGACGAAAAACAUUCUAUUGUGACAACAGAUUCUACCAUGAGUUCAACCGAAUCCACCACUACAUCCAUACAUUCUACAACCAAAACGAUUGAAUCGACCACCGCUACAGAUGAUUCUAGCACUGCUACGAUCGAAUCAGUCACCACGACACCCAAUUCUACUUUAGCCACAGAUUCUACUACUAUCACCAUUCAAUCGACUACCACAACAGAUUCCACCACUACUACUACUGAAUCCGUGAUCACCGUAUCCGAUUCCACUUCAGCGACGGAUUCCACGAGUACUACCAUUGAAUCGACUACAACAACAGAUUCCACCACUAGUACUGAUGAAUCGGUGACCACCACGCCCGAUUCCACUUCAGCGACGGAUUCCACGAGUACUACCAUUGAAUCGACUACAACAACAGAUUCCACCACUAGUACUGAUGAAUCGGUGACCACCACGCCCCAUUCCGCUGCGGCGACGGGCUCCACGAGUACUACCAUUGAAUCGACUACAACAACAGAUUCCACCACUAGUACUGAUGAAUCGGUGACCACCACGCCCGAUUCCACUUCAGCGACGGAUUCCACGAGUACCACCAUUGAAUCGACUACAACAACAGAUUCCACCACUAGUACUGAUGAAUCGGUGACCACCACGCCCGAUUCCACUUCAGCGACGGAUUCCACGAGUACUACCAUUGAAUCGACUACAACAACAGAUUCCACCACUAGUACUGAUGAAUCGGUGACCACCACGCCCGAUUCCACUUCAGCGACGGAUUCCACGAGUACUACCAUUGAAUCGACUACAACAACAGAUUCCACCACUAGUACUGAUGAAUCGGUGACCACCACGCCCGAUUCCACUUCAGCGACGGAUUCCACGAGUACUACCAUUGAAUCGAAUACCACAACAGAUUCCACCGCUACUACCACUGAAUUGAUCUUCACCGCAUCCGAUUUUACUUUACCCACAGAUUCUACCACUACUACCACUGAAUGGACUACAACAACAGAUUCCACCGCUACUACUACUGAAUCGAUCUCCACCACACCGGAUUCUACUUUAGCGACAGAUUCUACCACUACUACCACUGAAUCGAGUACAACAACAGAUUCUAACGCUAUUACGACUGAAUUGGUGACCACCACACCCGAUUCCGCUGCGGCGACGGAUUCCACGAGUACUACCAUCGAAUCGACUGCAACAACAGAUUCCACCACUACUACCACUGAAUCGGUGACCACCACGCCCGAUUCCGCUGCGGCGACGGAUUCCACAAUUACCACCAUUGAAUCGACUACCACAACAGAUUCGACCGCUAGUACCACUGAAUCGGUCACCACCAUACGCGAAUCUGCUUUAGCGACGGAUUCCACGGCUGCUAGCAUUGAAUCGACUGCGACAACAGAUUCCACCACUACUACCACUGAAUCGGUGACCACUAUACCUGAUUCCGCUACGGCGACGGAUUCCACGAGUACUACCAUCGAAUCGACUGCAACAACAGAUCCCAGCACUACUACGACUGAAUCCGUGACCACCACACCCAAUUCUACUUCAGCGACGGAUUUCACUGUAUCAUCAGACUCUAGCAGUGCUAGGAUGGAAUCAGUGACGAUCACGCUCGAUUCUACUUUACCGAGGGAUUCCAGGACUAGUACCACUGAAUCGGUCUCUAAGAUAGCCGAUUCUAGUUCAGCGACAGAUUCCACGAGUGCUACCAUGGAGUCGACUACCACGAACGAUUUUAAUGCUACUAAGACCGAAUCAGCCACCACGAUACCGGAUUCUACUUUAGCGACAGAAUCGACGAGUAUUACCAUUGAGUCGGUCAGCGUCAUACCUGAUUCUAAUUUAGCGACGGAUUCCACUGUAUCAUCAGACUCUACCAAUACUACCAUUGAAUUGACUACCACAACAGAUGUUAACGCUAAUACCACUGAAUCGCUGAUCAUUGUACCCGAUUUGACUUCAGCGACAGAUUCUACUACUGCCACCAUUGAAUCGACUUCCACAACAGAUUCCAAUGCUACUACGACUGAAUCGGUGACCACCACACCCGAUUUUACUUUACCGACAGAUUCCACGAGUACUACCACUGAAUCGACCACCAGAACAGAUUCCACCACUACUACCACUGAAUCAGUCAGCACUAUACCCGAUUCUACUUUAACGACAGAAUCGACCAGUAUUACCAUUGAAUCGGUCACCGCGAUACCUGAUUCUAAUUUAGCGACGGAUUCCACUGUAUCAUCAGACUCUACCAAUACUAGCAUUGAAUCGACUCCUACAGCAGAUCCCACCGCUGCUACCACUGAGUCGGUUACCGCCACCACACGCGAUUCUGCUUCGGCGGCAGAUUCUACCACUACUACCAUUGGGUCGACUAGAACAACCGAUUCGAACGCUACUACCACUGAAUCGGUCACCGCCACGCCUGAUUCUGCUUCAGGGACAGAUUCCACUGUAUCGUCAGAGUCUAUCACGGCUGCGAUUGAAUCGAUAGCGACCACGAUAGGUGCCACUAGAACAAUAGAUCCCACGGUUACUGCGAUUGAAUUGGUCACCAGCACACGAGAUUCUACAGUAGCCACAGUGGCCAUCAGUACUACGAUUGAGUCGACGAUGACUACGGUUAGCACCGAAUUGAAGAGCAUAGCUGAUUCUACUGUAGGAACGGCAAAAUCUACUAGUCUGACUGGGUUGUUGACAACUGACAGGGCUGAAACCGGUGGAGGGAUAAGUGGAAAUGUUUUUGCCACAUUAGGAUCUUUUAGAUCAAGCGCGCCGUCUGCCGGUAACACUAGUUUAGGCGGUGAAAAUAGUAGUUUUCACGAGGACACCAAUACUAGUAGCGAUCCUGGAAAACGUAAUGUGACAACGACUGCAAUAGGGCCCGCUACUUUAAGUAGUGAGGCAACCACCAAAGCUGCGUAUCAAACUAUAACUAUGGGAAUUUCGUCCAGUGGCACAACUAGGGAGGCGACCGCCAGCACCACGCAUCAAACUAUGACCACAGGAUUGUCGUCCACCAGUAGAAGUAGUCAGUCGACGACCACUAGCACCGCACAACGAAAUACAGCAACCACGAUAGGUUAG